Molecule: messenger RNA, 1545 nt
Organism: Prunus avium (sweet cherry)
Lineage: Eukaryota; Viridiplantae; Streptophyta; Magnoliopsida; Rosales; Rosaceae
Product: protein FLOURY 1-like
Source: RefSeq, a predicted model, not a curated record
UAUAUAUAAAUGGCACCCGAAAAAUAGACAAGCCCACAAUAUCCACAUUGGUCUCAUCAUCUCUAUUUUUCCCUUAAUAAGUCGCCCUCCUCCUUUUCUACACCGCUUGUUUUCGAUUUCCAAUAUCCCCAACUCAGCCCCUCACUGUUUAGUGCCUCAAAACUUUCUGGCUCUCUCUUGAGUGGUAAGGCUUACUCUUAUUUGGAAAGUUAUUUUAGUGACUUUCAAUUUAAUCGUUUUUAUAAGCAAAGAAGCAAAGAAAAGGUAAAAUCCAGUUGGGUUUUGUAUAAAUUCUCUCUGAAUUUCAUAAAGGCCCUGGAUUUCUUGCUUAAAAUGAAUGUAUGAGUAUAAAUAUCAAGGUUGGAUUGGAUUUGGGUGAGUUGGGAGAAGCAGAUGCAGAUUUUGGGUCGUUUUUGCUUGUUGGUUGUGUUUUGCUCUGUUUUUGAGAGGGUUUUGCAGAUUUUCUUGGGGAUUUUGGGCAUGGAGUGUGCUUCAUGUAUCAAGGUUUUGAGUCAAGGGAGUGAUUUUGGAUGUGGGUUUUUUAUGUUUGGCCGUUUCUCACCAGUUCUCAAUCUGUUGGGGCUGUUCUUGGUGUUUGUGUUGGGGUUAAAAGUUUUGCAAGUUGGCUGUCAUGCCAAGUGUUUGAUGGAAUUUUUAUGUGAUUUUAGAGGGAAAGCAAGUGAAGUGAGAAAUGGGUUUUGUUCAAAACGUGGUUUUGAUGAAGUUUAUGCUCCAAAAUCGUUGGAGAAUUCACAACCACUGAAUGCAGAUGGCUUGGCCUUCAGCAAAAAAAUUAAGGCGAAAGCUGCUGCAGAAGAUGAAGCUGAUGAUGAUGAUGCUGCCGGCGCUGCUGCUGAUGAUGAUGCUGAUGGUGAUGAGGAGGAAAGUAUUUGUUGCAAUGAGGAUGGAGAAUUUGAUGUUCUGGCAUUGAGAAAGUCAGUGAAGAUCGAGCGGCGAAAGACGAACGAGGCUCGUGCCGAGCUCGAGAAGGAAAGGAUGGCAGCUGCAUCUGCAGCCGAGGAAACAAUGGCCAUGAUCUUGCGUCUUCAGAAUGAGAAAAGCUGUAUUGAAAUCCAAGCCAAUCAGUACCGUCGGAUGGCUGAACAGAAGCAGCAGUAUGAUGAAGAAGUGAUUCAAUCGUUACAGUGGAUUAUAAUGAAGCACGAAUCCGAGAGGAGUCUAUUGCAAGAGCAACUGACGCUGUGCAACCAAAAGCUACAACAAUAUGCUGAGGUUGAUGAAAGGCGUCAACCCGAAGAUGGCGAUCCAAGCGCGAACGAUGGCAUGGAUGACAUGUUUGACGUCGAUUCAUGGGAGAGACCACAGAACCACAUUGUAGAUUCGAAUCUUUAAUAAAAUGAGGACUACCUUAUUACUUGGAAGUCCUGGAUAACCGGGAUGAUGCGCUCAAUGUGAAUAUAUGUUAAGCUAGUGAAUAAAUAUGAUCUACGAAUCUACGAUGACGUGGUUUGUAAAUGUUGUACAAAUAAUUUUCCUUUUUAUUUUUCCGAAGCACAUACUGAAUUAUGCAUUUAUAUAGCUUAA